Messenger RNA from Lepus europaeus (European hare), 861 nucleotides. It is a transcript of the gene PGBDF, whose product is annotated as chromosome 18 C17orf50 homolog. The transcript has 2 exons. NCBI's taxonomy places the organism in Eukaryota, Metazoa, Chordata, Mammalia, Lagomorpha, Leporidae. Bases 1 to 861 code for a protein of 286 amino acids. The record is from RefSeq and is a predicted model, not a curated record.
AUGGCGUGCACGGGAACCCCGGCGAGGACAUACAGGAGCCGCGCGGCGGGGGUGGGCAGGCAGGACAACCCUGCACACGGCUGCCCGCCCCGGCAGUGCCGCUGGCCCGGGCCAUCACGCCCUCGCCGUCCUUCGGUCACCUGCCCUGUCGGGGUAAAGUUAGGAAGUGAGCAACCGUCAGGGUCGCCAGGCCCUUCACCUGGGACAGCGGGGUGUGUCCUGACCUCCCCGCCCGCAGGCGCGAAGACCCCCUUGUGGAAGAAGGAACUGGGAAAGCCCCGGGCCACGGAGGCAGAGCAGGAGGAAGCGCAGGAGGGCUCGGAGGAGGACGACGAGGAGGGCCCGCCGGAGGAGCGCGCGGCCGAGGGCUCAGAGCAGCCGCGGGAGGCGCAGGAGGCCGAGGGCCACGAGCGGGGCUCGGUGUCCUACAGCCCGCUGCGCCAGGAGCCCAGCGGCCAGCAGGUGGCGCUGCUGCGGCGCGCCGACGGCGGCUUCUGGGGCUGGCUCAGCCCCUUCGCGCUGCUCGGCGGUCUGGUGGCUCCAGCCGACAGGAGGCGGAGUCUCCCGGAGGAGCCGUGCGUGCUGGAGACGCGGCGGCGACCUCCGCGCCCCGGGUGCUGUGCGCGUUGCGAGAUCCUUUUCUGCAAGAAAUGCAGGAUCCUGCACAGCCCCCCGGCCUACGUGGCGCACUGCGUUCUGGAACACACGGAUCUGGGUAAGGCGGGUGCCGCCGGGGCGGGAGAAAUGCCCCACCUCAGAGCCGCCCGCGGGGCGCCCCCUCGGGCGAAGAGGCCCACCGUUGAGGCGGGGGUCUCCAUUGGCCACCUAGCGCCUGCCAGGGCAGAGCCCAGCGUCACCUAG